Sphenostylis stenocarpa is the source of this 636-nucleotide messenger RNA. The record is from the annotation of a GenBank genome assembly. Lineage: Eukaryota; Viridiplantae; Streptophyta; Magnoliopsida; Fabales; Fabaceae.
AUGGGAGAAGCUACAGAAAGGUAUGCAAUUGUGACAGGUGCAAAUAAAGGAAUUGGUUUACAGAUAGUGAAACAGUUAGCAUCAGCAGGAAUCAAGGUGGUGGUCACAGCAAGAAAUGAGGAGAAGGGUCUUCAAGCAUUGGAAACACUCAAAGCCUCAGGUUUAUCUCACCUUGUACUGUUUCAUCAGCUAGAUGUGGCUGAUGCUGCAAGUGUAUCUUCUCUGACAGAUUUUAUCAGAUCCAAAUUUUGGAAACUUAUCAUGCAACUUUUGGAAAUAUCAGAAGAUGAAGUAAGAAAGGGAAUUACUGAAACAUACGACUUAGCUGAAGAAUGCUUGCAAAUAAAUUAUUAUGGAGUCAAGAUGACUGUGGAAUCCCUCGUGCCCCUCCUAAAGUUAUCUGAUUCACCAAGAGUUGUCAAUGUGUCAUCCUUUAUGGGGCAGUUAGAGAGUUUCCCAAAAGGAUCAUGGGUGAGAGGAGUGUUGAGUGAUGUUGAUCACCAUGGCUACACAAGAAUUCUUGCUAAGAAAUACCCUUCAUUUUGCAUCAAUUGUGUUUGCCCUGGUUAUGUGAAGACAGAGAUAAAUGCCUUCACUGGCUCCUUAACUCCUGCAGAAGGUGCUGUGGUCCUGUGA